Molecule: messenger RNA, 185 nt
Organism: Microthlaspi erraticum
Lineage: Eukaryota; Viridiplantae; Streptophyta; Magnoliopsida; Brassicales; Brassicaceae
Source: the annotation of a GenBank genome assembly
GAGAUGAUGACCCAUCAAGAGAGUGCAUGGGAGAUUUCUCUUAUGAAGAUAAUGAAGAAGAUGUUAACUACAUUGGAAACAAUAUCAAGGGAUACAAUCCAAGCUAUCGACCAAACCCCAACAUGUCUUAUAUGAGCACCAAUGUGGAGAACCCUCAAGACCAAGUGUAUCCACCAAGAUACUGA